AUGGCACGCGGACUGGCUUGCGCUGGGGUAGUCAGGACUGUAAGCAUCGACAGCAGCGUCGCCGGCCAAAAACCCAUCCAGCAAAAGAUAGGACUCCCUAACAACCCCAUCAACAUCAACGAGUACGCAACGUGUCCGGAACGACAACCAGCCGGCACAGCCAGGUACAUCUCCCAGCUGGAGCGCAACAAUGCAGCCGGCUUCCAGGGCAAUUGGGCGUCGAGUUACUCGCUGCACGAUUACUUUGCCAACAUCCUCGGCAAGCCCGGCGCCAACGAGGGUGAGAACCAGCAGGAAGGUAGCGUGUCCGGCUACUGGCCGAAUUCCGAGUGGCUGGUCUACCAGUACUACCAUCUUAACAUGACAGGUCAACGCCUCCAGACCACCGCGUCCGGGGACGAGAUCUGGGAUAUGUACGCGACCUACGAUAGUGAGACGGGCUUCGUCAAAGUGUUGGCUGGGAUCCGAUAUCAUCCAGGGACGUAUAUCAUUACCAUCAAUAACCUCACUUCGGUAGGGCUGCCCUCGUCUGGGUCCGUCUCGGUUCAUACAUACCACUUUGACUGGGAGAACAAUAUUUUUGAGAACGAUGGCUUCUCGCCAGCUGAUCAGGGCCCUUCGGUCCACUCUUACAUGGGAGGAUCGUUGACUUUUGGUGUGGGUGCUUCUAACUUGACGGCGUAUGCGUUUGAGUUUAGUUACAAGUGA
Fulvia fulva is the source of this 708-nucleotide messenger RNA. RefSeq lists its product as uncharacterized. Bases 1 to 708 code for a protein of 235 amino acids. The transcript is spliced from 2 exons. The record is from RefSeq and is a predicted model, not a curated record. NCBI's taxonomy places the organism in Eukaryota, Fungi, Ascomycota, Dothideomycetes, Mycosphaerellales, Mycosphaerellaceae.